ACAUGUAAUGUAGUUACAGUUUCACGGUAUAUCAUCCAGGUAUCUUCUUAGUUUGUUGGCUCUGGAAACUUCCUGAAAAUCUGCAAUUACUUCAUUUGGAUUAUUGGGGUUUCCUCCAGUCCCAAAGUAAGCUGUAGUCAAGAUGUCUGGGGAGCGGAGAAACUCCAAACCUCGCGUGAAGUUCACUGUUGGUAUGGAAAGUGUGGACGAGGAUAGCGAAUCACAGUUCACAACAGAACAGUCAGUAGAUGUUUCACCCUCAACUGAUCAGAAGGAUGUACCCUCCCCAGGGGUAUCUAAAUCUCCUAGUACAGAACCAGCGGCUCCCAUUGUCAGCCCAAGACUUAAGCCAGGCACCAGUGAGAAAGAGUUUUGGCGAUCCAGACCCCCAAAGGUCAAAGACAGACAUUCCAUGUCUGGGGCAGAUAACCUUGACACGAGGGGGCGCCGGUCCAUCUCCUACCCCAAGGACUUCAGCGUAGCGACCCCAGAGGAAUUCGUGAAGAGAUUUGGAGGCAACAGGGUUAUAAACAAGGUUCUCAUUGCCAAUAAUGGAAUUGCUGCGGUCAAGUGCAUGCGUUCUGUCAGGCGUUGGGCUUAUGAGAUGUUCCGUAAUGAAAAGGCUAUCAGAUUUGUUGCUAUGGUAACGCCUGAAGACUUGAAAGCAAAUGCAGAGUACAUCAGGAUGGCUGACCAGUAUGUACCAGUUCCAGGCGGUACUAACAACAAUAACUACGCUAAUGUAGAUGUCAUCAUUGACAUUGCCAAACGGACAAAAUCACAGGCUGUGUGGGCAGGUUGGGGCCAUGCCUCAGAGAAUCCCAAACUCCCGGAGCUGCUCCACAAAUGUGGAAUCACAUUUAUCGGUCCCCCAGAGCAUGCCAUGUGGGCUCUCGGAGACAAGAUUGCUUCGUCUAUAGUGGCACAGACAGCCGGCGUACCCACCCUACCAUGGAGUGGCAAAAAUUUGACCGUUAACUGGUCACAAGCUGACCAGGACCAGAAUAAAGUGAUUUCGGUGCCACAAGACGUCUACCAGAAGGGUUGUGUGGAGGAUGUGGACGCUGGACUGGAGGCAGCUGAGGCUAUUGGCUUCCCGGUCAUGAUCAAGGCUUCAGAGGGAGGUGGCGGUAAAGGCAUACGGAGGGCAGACACUGCUGCUAGCUUCCCCAAUCUCUUUAGACAGGUCCAGACUGAAGUUCCUGGCUCACCUGUAUUCAUCAUGAAACUGGCCAUGCAUGCUCGUCAUUUGGAGGUCCAGAUUCUGGCCGAUAGCUACGGUAAUGCCAUCUCCUUAUUUGGACGUGACUGCUCCAUUCAGAGACGGCACCAAAAGAUUAUAGAGGAGGCUCCUGCAGCUAUCGCGAAACCAGAAGUGUUUGAACAAAUGGAGAAGGCUGCCGUCAAACUGGCUAAGAUGGUGGGCUAUGUAAGUGCGGGGACAGUCGAGUAUCUAUACAAUGCUGAGGAGGAGUCAUUUCACUUCCUGGAACUCAACCCUCGACUGCAGGUGGAACAUCCGUGUACAGAGAUGGUGGCCGACAUCAACCUACCUGCAGCCCAGCUUCAGGUGGCCAUGGGUAUCCCCCUGUACCGUCUGAAGGACGUCCGACAACUAUACAACAAGGAGCCCUGGGGAGAUAGCGAGAUUGACUUUGACAAUCCCUCUGUACGACCUUGUCCUAAAGGUCAUGUACUUGCUGCUAGGAUCACUAGUGAAAAUCCUGAUGAGGGAUUUAAGCCAAGCUCUGGAACUGUUCAGGAAUUAAACUUCCGCAGUAGUAAGGAUGUGUGGGGUUACUUCAGUGUAGCUGCCUCUGGGGGACUACAUGAGUUUGCCGACUCCCAGUUCGGCCAUUGUUUCUCCUGGGGAGAGGACCGAGAGGAUGCCAGAGAGAACCUGGUACUUGCCCUGAAGGAGCUGUCGAUCCGUGGUGAUUUCCGAACCACUGUAGAAUAUCUAAUAAAAGUUCUGGAGACUGAAGAGUACCAGAACAAUGUCAUCACCACCGGCUGGCUCGAUAAAAUGAUCGCUGAGAAGGUACAGGCUGAGAAACCCGACACCAUGCUCGGUGUCAUCUGUGGGGCGUUACAUAUCGGGGACAAAACCAUACUUAAAUGCUUCCAUGACUUCCAAACUUCUCUGGAAAGAGGUCAGGUUUUACCUGCUUACUCACUCAACAACAAGGUCAACGUGGAGUUUAUAUACGAAGGAAUCAAGUACCACGUACAGGUCGUGAAAACUGGUCCCACCAAUUACUUUAUUUGUAUGAACGAUUCCUGUCUGGACUUGGAGGCCCAUAGGCUGAGUGACGGAGGUCUGUUGCUGUCCAUCGACGGCUCCAGUUACACCACUUACAUGAAGGACGAUAUCAGUAGCUACAGGAUCACCAUUGGCAAUAAAACAUGUGUACUGGAGCGUGAAAACGACCCCACCAUUCUCAGGUCACCCUCCGCAGGGAAACUUAUGAGCUAUCUCAUAGAAGAUGGGGGCCAUGUUUUUGCUGGAGAUUUUUAUGCAGAAAUUGAGGUGAUGAAGAUGAUCAUAGAGUUGAGGGUGUCAGAAAAUGGAUGUAUCCACUAUGUGAAGCGACCUGGAGCCGUAUUGGAUGCAGGGACCAUCGUGGCUAGACUUGACCUUGAUGACCCCAGUAAGGUCCAACAAGCCAAGCUAUACACCGGGACCCUCCCAGACACCCACCAUCCAUCCCAUACCCACGGUGAACGCAUCCACCAAGUUUUUCAGAGCACACGCAACGAACUGGAGAGCAUUCUCUCAGGUUACACCCUUCCAGAACCGUACAGCAAGAAGCGAAUGCUCAAAUCUGUGGAGACACUGAUGAAAUGUCUCAAAGAUCCAAUGCUACCUCUUCUAGAACUUAUGGAUUUACUCUCAAUGAUCUCAGGAAGAAUUCCGUCAUCUGUUGUGAAGUCAAUCAAGAAACUACUGAGUUCUUAUUCCAGUAACAUCACAUCAGUUCUGUGUCAGUUCCCUAGUCAACAGAUUGCCAAUUGUAUAGAUGGACAUGCUGCCUCACUGACCCGACGCACUGACAGAGAAAACUUUUUUAUGACAACUCAGGGAAUUGUCGAGUUAGUUCAAAGAUAUCGUAAUGGUAUCCGAGGCCAUAUGAAGGCAGUUGUUAAGGACCUACUGAAACAGUAUUUACAUGUAGAACUACAGUUUCAACACGGACACUAUGACAAGUGUGUGAUGAAGCUGACAGAGAACAAAAAGGACAAUAUGUCUCAAGUGGUGGGGAGUAUCUUCUCUCACAUCGCCAUCAGCAACAAAAACAGUCUGGUCAUCAUGUUGAUCGAUCGUCUGUGUGGUAAAGAGCCUGGACUGACCGAGGAACUGACCAACAUCCUCACAGAAUUGACCACUCUGAAUCAGACUAACAAUGCCAAGGUGGCUCUCAGGGCACGGCAGGUGCUGAUAGCAGCCCACCAGCCUCCGUAUGAACUGAGACACAAUCAAAUGGAGUCCAUCUUCUUGUCUGCCAUUGACAUGUAUGGCUCAGAAUUCUGUCCAGAAAAUCUCCAGAAACUGAUCUACUCUGAGACAGCCAUCAACGAUAUCCUACAGGAGUUCUUCUGGCACUGUAAUACACUUGUACAAAUGGCAGCACUCGAGGUAUACAUCAGGAGGGCCUAUAUCGCCUACGAGGUGAACUGUCUACGGCAUUGUCAAAUGGACACGGACCUGUGUGUAGUUGAGUUCAAGUUUCUUCUGCCUAGAUCUCAUCCGAACAGAAGGGACAGUGAGGUAUUAUUCCCAGCGCCCGUGAGCCCGGGAUUUUCACUAGAUGACAGCACAGCCAGGAUGAUGGUGAUGCGGUUUGACAGUUCUGAAAAAGUGGCCGAGUUGGCCGAGUCUGAGUCCUCCGCACACAUUGACCAAUUAGAGGAGCUGCCCAUGUGUCAGAGAAUGGGCAUCAUAGCCUCAUUCUCAUCCUUUGAGGAUUUUGUCAAGAGCUUCGAGUCUCUCAUGGACCGAUUCACCAACGAACUUGAGUCUCCACCUGACAGUCCGAAACUUCUAGAUAGAGUUGUAUCUGUACAAGAGGAUACAAUAUCUAUACAGAGCGCUGUAUCGGAUGCUGAUGAACCCAUCCACAUCAUUAAUGUUGCCAUUAAGAUGGAAGCAAAGAUUGAGGAUAGCAAGUUAGCUGAAAUGUUCCAGACAUUUUGUAAAGAGCAGUCAUCUGUGAUGUACGAGAAAGGUAUUCGUAGGAUCACAUUCCUAGUCACAUAUAAGAGGCAUUUUCCAAAAUAUUUCACCUACAGAGCUAAAUUUGAGUUUGAUGAGGAUAGGAUCUAUCGUCACUUGGAGCCAGCUCUGGCUUUCCAGCUGGAAAUAAACCGACUCCGUAACUUUGACCUUGAGGCUAUUCCCACCGCCAAUUACAAAAUGCACCUCUACCUCGGAAAAGCCAAGGUUGCCAAAGGUCAAGAGGUCACCGACUACCGUUUCUUUGUUAGAUCAAUCAUCAGACACUCAGAUCUUGUCACUAAAGAAGCAUCAUUUGAGUACCUGCAGAAUGAGGCUGAAAGGACACUAUUAGAGGCCAUGGACUCCCUGGAGGUGGCUUUCUCCCACCCUCUGGCCAAAAGGACAGACUGCAACCAUAUCUUCCUCAACUUUGUACCCACCUUGACCUUGAACGAACCAGGAAAGCUGGAAGAGACGGUACGGAGUAUGGUGAUGAGGUACGGCAACAGACUCUGGAGUAUCCGUGUCCUCAGUGCUGAGCUCAAGUUCACCAUCAAACAUGGCCUGACCGGUGCUGUCGACCCUAUACGACUCUUCCUGACCAAUGAGAGUGGAUAUUACCUGGACAUGAGCCUAUACAAAGAGGCUACAGACGGCAGCUCAGGACAGGUGAUGUUUGAAGCGUAUGGACCAAAACAGGGUGCCCUCCACGGUCUGUUGAUCAGCACGCCCUAUGUCACCAAGGACCACUUACAACUUAAGCGCUUCCAGGCUCAGUCAAGUGGAACCACCUAUGUGUAUGACUUCCCGGAAAUGUUCAGACAGGUGACAUCAGCACUGUGGAAGGACCACGUCACUCGUUACAAGCUGGAGGAGAGUGACAUCCCCUCAGAAGUCUUUUCUAGUAAGGAGCUUGUGUUAGAUACUCAGGAUCGUCUCUGUGUCCAGAACAGACUGCCUGGUGAAAAUGAGAUUGGUAUGGUAGCCUGGCAGGUAACACUGAAAACACCAGAGUACCCCAAUGGACGAGACAUCAUCAUCAUUGCUAAUGACAUCACUCACAAGAUUGGUUCGUUUGGGCCCAAGGAAGACCUGCUUUUCAAGAGGUCAUCAGAGUUGGCAAGGACAAAGGGACUACCACGGAUCUACAUCUCUGCUAACAGUGGGGCAAGGAUAGGGCUUAGUGAGGAGCUAAAACACCUGUUCAGGGUGGCCUGGCAGGACAACAAGGACCCAGACAAGGGCUUUAAAUACCUCUAUCUGGCUCCCGAUGACUUCAAGAAGGUGAGCGCUGUGAAUGCUGUCCGGGCGGAACUGAUAGAGGAUGAGGGAGAAUCUCGCUACAAAAUCACAGACAUCAUCGGUAAGGACGAAGGCCUUGGAGUGGAGAAUCUGAGGGGGUCCGGAAUGAUUGCUGGGGAGACAUCCGCUGCCUAUGAGGAAAUACCAACUAUCAGUUUGGUAACCUGCAGGGCCAUUGGUAUAGGUGCCUACCUUGUGCGACUGGGACAGAGAACUAUACAAGUGGAGAACUCACACAUCAUCCUCACGGGAGCUGGUGCUCUCAACAAGGUGCUGGGUCGUGAGGUUUACACUAGUAACAACCAGCUAGGAGGAAUACAGAUCAUGCACAGUAAUGGUGUGUCUCAUGAGGUCGUGAAGGACGACUUCGAAGGCACAAAUAAAAUCCUGGAAUGGCUGUCAUAUGUACCCAAGCACCAUGGAGCACCCCUGCCUGUUCUGCAGAUCCUUGAUCCUGUGGAGCGGGAUAUUGACUUUGUACCGACUAAGACACCAUAUGACCCUCGCUGGAUGCUGAGUGGGCGGCCACACCCAGAAAAGAAGAAUGUUUGGCAGAGUGGCUUCUUUGACAAGGAUAGCUUCAAGGAGAUCCUCCAGCCUUGGGCCCAGACAGUGGUGGUGGGUCGGGCCCGACUAGGUGGUAUCCCAGUAGGGGUUAUCAGUGUCGAAACUAGGAGUGUAGAGGUCACCAUUCCGGCUGACCCUGCCAAUCUCGACUCAGAAUCAAAGGUAAUUCAGCAGGCUGGCCAGGUGUGGUUCCCAGACUCAGCCUAUAAGACAGCCCAGGCCAUUAAAGACUUUAACAGAGAAGAGCUCCCCCUGUUGGUGUUUGCUAACUGGAGAGGUUUCUCAGGGGGCAUGAAAGAUAUGUAUGACCAAGUCCUCAAGUUUGGUUCCUACAUUGUUGAUGCACUCAGGGAGUACAAUCGUCCCAUCUUUGUUUACAUCCCCCCGUAUGCGGAGCUGAGAGGUGGAGCUUGGGUAGUUGUCGACCCCACCAUCAACCCAGUCCAGAUGGAGAUGUUUGCUGACCAGCUCAGUCGCGGAGGUGUUCUGGAGCCUGAGGGGACUGUAGAAAUCAAAUUCAGGCGAAAGGACUUGAUCAAAUCAAUGCGACGCUUGGACCCAGGUUGUAAGAAACUUAUAGAAAAGUUGAAUUCACCAAACCUGAGCGCUGAGGAGAAGGCAGCAUUGGAGAAACAGUUAUCUCAACAUGAGGAGAAACUCGUACCAAUGUACCACCAGGUGGCGAUACAGUUCGCCGACCUCCAUGACACACCUGGUCGUAUGGAGGAGAAGAAUGUUAUCUCUGCCAUCAUCAAGUGGAAGGGAAGUCGAGAGUUUAUGUAUUGGAGACUGCGACGCCGUCUGCUGGAAGGUGAACUCAAACAGAAGAUGCGUUCCUUCACUUCUAACCUGAGUGAGGGACAACUCAACUCCAGCCUCAGUCGCUGGUUUGUAGAGGACCAAGGCACUGUCAAUGCCUACAUGUGGGAAGAUGACAAGUCGGUGGUAGGCUGGCUGGUAGAACAACUGGACGAGAACUCUGGCCAUAACGCCAUCACAGAAAACAUCCGCUGUCUUCAACGGGACCAUGUCAUCCAACAAGUCCGCAGCCUUAUCCAGGAUAACCCAGAGGUUGCCAUGGACUCCAUCAUACAUAUCUUACAGCACAUGUCAACUGAUCAACGAGCUGAAAUAUCACGAAUCCUUGCCAACAUGGAGACGUGAUGAAACUAUACAAAGAUUGUAAAAUCAUUAUGUGCAAUUCUUUGUAUAAACUGCCUUGUCAAAAGCUGGUGUAAAAUGUCUCUGUUAGAUGUGAUGGAUAAAAGUGGAGAUAUUUAUAAUGGCAUAAGUAAAGGACAGAUAAUAUCUUCUGUAAAAGGGAGGUAAUUCCUUUUGUAUGGAGACUUGUAUGGGGAGAUAAUGACAAACAUGUAAGGACAUAAAUUGUAUCGUAAAGGGGAGAUAACUAUCAAUAAAAGGGGUGAUAAUGAUAAUAGAUUGUAUCGUAAAGGGGAGAUAACUCAAUAAAAGGGGUGAUAAUGACGAUUAAUCUUGGACCAAUACUACUAUGGGACUAUGUGUUGGUACUCCGUCCAUCACUCCAUGUAUCAACUUGUUCAACACAUAUCUCAUUUACUUUUCAACUUAUAAAAUGAACCCACAUAUCAAGGAAUUGGCAGUUCUACCCAUUUCUUCAUAUGUGGGUACCUUUUAGGAUGACAAAUUUGGCAUUUGGGAAUAUAGCAUCUUGGCUGCAACUACAUAGAGAGUUAUGGCCCCUUUUUCAUCUUGCGUUGCAAGUAUGUACUGCCUCCUAGGAGAGCAGAGUGCUACAUACUGAAAUUGGGGCUUGUACCCAAUGCGUUUCCUACCUUAUUUCAUACAGAGUAACAGCCUUUUAUUGAGUUUUUACACUCGGUGAGAGGAGGGGAUAUUAUCUUUAGGGAAUAGCAUUACUCGAGGUCAAAGGGAACAGUGUCUUAAUAUUCGUACUGUCAAAAGUGACCAUGGCAUUAAUCCGAAUUAGGACUGUUAUAAGUCUUACAUUAUUUGUUGCCCUUAUGUAUAUCAUUAAUGUAUAUGUGGAGAAUUAGAUGUUUAAUAAGAGGCAUUGAUUUGUGUGUGUCUUGUCUGGUCCUAGUAUGGAAAUCAGAUUUAUCAUAACUUGGUAGUUACACAGUUACCUGUGAAUUAAUAUAAUUCAAUAUUUAAAGCAUUCCAUGUAAAAAUUAAAAAUCAUCAAAACAGAUUUCUAGGAAGUCAAAUGUGAAGGUCACAGAAUAUUUUCAACUAUUCAUGAGCAUGUACAGUGUACCUGUGUUUUGUUAUAUUUCUUUAAUAUUUUUUAGGUGACGUUUUAAUUGAAGGAAUUCAUUUGCAUGUGGAUUAUUACAUAUUUAUCAAAAAGUUUAUAUAUUUUUGUAUUUAAUUGGAAUUAAAUCAAUUGGAGUAAGUAAGGCUGUGAUUUAUUUUCGAUUGUUAAUUUAUUCAAAUUAUUUAUGAUUUUAUGUCAGUUGUCUUCUCUCAGAAAGUACCUAAUUGUUUAUCUUUAUUGUUUUGUAAAUAUCUUUAUCGACCUACAUAAAAUCAGUAGAGUUUUGCCCUUUUCCAUUAGAUAAGGUUAGGGAUGGUUGGGAUGGGGAUCACCCAUGUGUGUGAUUCAGGGAGAUAAACACAGGCCUCCUGGGACUUUUGGGGUUCAAAUAUAAAAAACCUUCUUAAUGAUCCUCAGAAUAUACGUCAUUGUCACCAACCUGCAGUUGUCAAUAUCUCGUCAACACCAUCUUUUCUAGGGUGAAAGGGUGUUUAAUACGGCCUGUAUAAGGCCUUAUCAUCAAUUAUAUGUUCUGUUUCAACAUUAUUUUGAUUACAGACUCAAAAUGUUUGUUUUUGAAAUUUUUCGUUUCUGAUCAGAUGUAAUGUCAUGUGACUCUACCACUCACAAUAGGAUUGUGAUCGUCACUUAGAACUGUGACAUCGUGAUUGUCGUGAUAUACUCUGACCACGUCACAUUAAAAUAAUGACUGGUCUUUGUCUAACAUUUCAUAUCCCAUCGAAAAUGACCUGGUGUUAAUCACCACAGUGUGAUGUAGACCGUUAAGUUUAUGUAACUUAUACCAGAGUGCUAGAUUCUAUUUAUCAAUUUUAGUUUAGAAUACAGGACAAUUUCCCUUUAUCUGGGGACUUUAAUGAAAGAUUUUUUCAUGUUUGAUUUAUUUUAUUUAUAGUGCUGCACAAUCAUUUGUUUAUAAACAAGUCGGAGGUGUUGUCCUGUGAAUGCAUUUGAAGUCAUAGAACGUACCAUGACAUUAUAAGCAUUCGUUUUACUUAUUGUUAUAAGUUCAGAUUAUAGUGAUCUUGUAUACACUUCUUCAUCAGGGCUUAUUUCGGGUAUAUCUGAACUUGUUUGACUUUUUUUUAGAUAUAUAUAUAUGUCAUUAUUUUUUUCAAUCAAAAGGAUUUUCCUUUGGGAUACACAUUUAUGUGCUAUAAUUUAUUAACACUAACAAAACUAAAAUAUAUAUUGUUGAUUUUUUCUUUGAAAGUAUUGUUAAAAGCAGUAUUCGUAAAUGAACAUUAUUAUCAUUACUGUGCAACUGUUCAUGUUAACUUGUAUACAUGUACAGGUAUAUAGUGACCUAAAUAGCCUCAUUCUAAUUCAAAAUGUCUCCCAUCUUCCCUAGUGCAUGCCUGUUAAUAUCUACUGGUAAGCUUAGAUUGGCACCAUACAUAUAUAAAUCAGUCUGAAGAAUCGUGCUAAAGACGUUUUGUCUAGUUUUUCUUUUUUAUGUUUUACUUCUACUGUAGGGAUCAUAUUUAACAAUUUUAUUUUAUAUAUGUAUAUAUCUUUUGGUCAAUUAUCAUUUAAAAGUAUAAAAAAGGAAUUAUGAAAAAAGUCAUAUUAUGACGUUUUCAUCCAAACCUGUUGACCUUAAAAGGUCUGGUAUCUGGACAUCACAAGAUAUAAACUCUGUUAUAUCUGGUCAUAGUGCCCAACAUCCUAAACAAUGAGAAGUGUAACACCAGACUAACUAUAUAGUCAAGUUUUGUGUUAUUUUAAUACAUUUUUUGUAACAGGUUUUUUCAUUGGUUGCUGCUUCAUGUUCAAUGACACUAGUCUUUACAACAACUGUUUUGAUUGGCUACAUAUUAAAGUUGGUUGUGAUGUAUGCAUCUAAUAUAAAUUCUUCAGAGCAGUUGUUAUACUCUUUAGACGAUAUAAAGUACGAUGCCCAGUGUCUGUUGAUGCUCGGUAUAUAAUAUAUAUCUAAUAUUUACUACUGGAAUUAGCAAAGUACCAGUCUUUGCACUGAUCCUUAUACCUGACUUUUUGCAAAAAUGUUCUGAUUUAUAAGAAAGUACACUUUAAUAAAAUUAUAACAAGUUAAAUGUAAAUUAACUUUUAAAGAGAUGAAAUAAGUAGUUUAUCAAAGCAUUAUAAGUCAGUAACUAAUUAUAAACAACGAAAAAAACAGUUCUGACAUGAACAUUGCUAUUUAUAUUGCGGUAGUCAUUAUACAUACGAAUCAAUAUACAUGUAUUUUAUAUCAUUUCCAUAAGUCUUAGUCAUUAGUACCGCCAUUUCAACUUUACAUUGUUUUUUCUGUUCAUUAUUUCAAUACAAGGUGCUAAAAUAAUAUGCUUUGUUUCUAGUUAUAAAAGCUCUAACGAACAAUUAGUUAAUUAGCAGUUUCUCUUACAAUGUAUUAGAUAUGAUCCAUGUGAUCAAAGUAAAUACAUGGCCGAGCCAGGUUAGAUACAGAACAACAUAUUCAAAUUUAGAAUCUUCUCAGAUUCACAUUUCUGGAUUAUGGCAGCAAUAUAUACAUGUUUUUAGUAUAAUAAGCUUCUAAAACUUCUAAAACAAUGUUACGAAAAAAAAUUCUGGAAUGUAUUUCUCUCGAGUCAGGAGAUUUUUUCUUUUGUGGCAGCUUUUUCUCCAGAUAACUACAUAGACAUCUUAGAUUGUCAGUUAAUCUCCAAUUAUAUUCAGAUAUGUUCAGGAACAUUUUCAACGAUGUAUCAUUCAAAAAGUUCUAUUGAGAUUAUUUAUGAAACUAUCACAGUAGGCACUGUAUUGUGUUUGGUGAUUGAGAUUUGAAGAUUUAACACCCUAGACAUAUGUCAACCUUUACAAGGUUAGAGUUUUAAUUGUCGAGAAAUGACACCGUCAAAACUGCCUACAUGACAAAUCACUAGUGGUCCUUUAUUAAGUAAUUGUAUGUAUCUAUGAACAUAGGAUUGCUUGUAUUUCUAUCCACCUUGCCAAGUAAUGUACCACUCGAUUCAAAAUGUCUUGCACUCGUUUUGUAUUAGAAGUGAUUUAGUUUCUGUUUCAGUUGUGAAAUAUCAAAGAUGAUAAAUGUUAAAUGUAGUUGUCUUGAAUGCGCAUUAAAUAAAUUUAUUUUUCUGGAA
Molecule: messenger RNA, 11443 nt
Organism: Pecten maximus
Lineage: Eukaryota; Metazoa; Mollusca; Bivalvia; Pectinida; Pectinidae
Product: acetyl-CoA carboxylase-like
Exons: 53
Coding region: 143-7249 (2368 amino acids)
Biological process (GO): fatty acid biosynthetic process
Molecular function (GO): acetyl-CoA carboxylase activity; ATP binding; metal ion binding
Source: RefSeq, a predicted model, not a curated record